Molecule: messenger RNA, 693 nt
Organism: Pochonia chlamydosporia 170
Lineage: Eukaryota; Fungi; Ascomycota; Sordariomycetes; Hypocreales; Clavicipitaceae
Product: NADH-ubiquinone oxidoreductase
Exons: 5
Coding region: 1-693 (230 amino acids)
Biological process (GO): mitochondrial respiratory chain complex I assembly; mitochondrial electron transport, NADH to ubiquinone
Cellular component (GO): membrane
Molecular function (GO): NADH dehydrogenase activity; 4 iron, 4 sulfur cluster binding
Source: RefSeq, a predicted model, not a curated record
AUGGCGCCGGCUCUGCACACCUCUGCCGCCAUGCUCGUGCGACGACAGCUGGCCGGAGCUCCGAGCACCACCAGCUCGCUGGCUGUUGUGGCCAACCGACUCGUGGCCGCACAGCAGUACCAGACUCGAGGAUACGCUACUCCCAUGGGCCCUCCUCCCAAGAACUUCCGAACGAGCAGGCAAACCGAGUGGCCGUGGGACAAGGAGAAGACGCUGGACCGGUUGGGCAAGUACUUCCUCUUGACAGAGAUGGCGAGAGGAAUGUACGUCCUGAUGGAGCAGUUCUUCCGACCUCCGUACACCAUUUACUACCCUUUCGAGAAGGGUCCUAUUUCCCCCCGAUUCCGUGGCGAGCACGCCCUGAGACGAUAUCCUUCCGGUGAAGAGCGUUGCAUUGCCUGCAAGCUCUGCGAGGCUAUUUGCCCUGCCCAAGCCAUCACCAUCGAGGCUGAAGAACGUGCCGACGGCUCACGCAGAACUACUCGUUACGAUAUCGACAUGACCAAGUGCAUCUACUGCGGUUUUUGCCAGGAAUCAUGCCCCGUUGAUGCGAUUGUGGAGAGUCCCAAUGCCGAAUAUGCUACCGAGACGAGAGAAGAGUUGCUGUACAACAAGGAGAAACUUUUGGCCAACGGAGACAAGUGGGAGCCUGAGCUGGCGGCUGCUAUUCGCGCUGAUGCCCCUUACCGAUAA